This is a messenger RNA of Erigeron canadensis, 972 nucleotides long. RefSeq names its product ubiquitin-conjugating enzyme E2-23 kDa-like. Gene Ontology annotation, cellular component: nucleus. The transcript is spliced from 7 exons. Gene Ontology annotation, biological process: ubiquitin-dependent protein catabolic process; protein polyubiquitination. The coding region runs from base 165 to 725 and encodes 186 amino acids. Gene Ontology annotation, molecular function: ubiquitin conjugating enzyme activity. NCBI's taxonomy places the organism in Eukaryota, Viridiplantae, Streptophyta, Magnoliopsida, Asterales, Asteraceae. The record is from RefSeq and is a predicted model, not a curated record.
UACAUGUUGUAUAUCUAUAUAUAUUCAUAUAAGUACUAAUAAUACCCCCUUUCCUUUCUCUCCUUUCGUAUCCCAUUCUCUCAAUUCCUAUAUAUAAAAAAAUUAACAUAGAUUUCUCCACCCGAUCCGCCCCUCACAUUCUCGGUUAAACGGUUGUUGAUAAAAUGUCAUCUCCUAGCAAAAGGAGGGAAAUGGAUGUUAUGAAGCUGAUGAUGAGUGACUAUGCUGUGGAGCCAAUUAAUGAAGGGAUUAAUGAACUUAAUGUGGAGUUCCAUGGUCCAAAAGAAAGUCUAUACGAAGGCGGUGUGUGGAAAAUCCGUGUGGAGCUUCCUGAUGCUUAUCCAUAUAAAUCUCCUUCUAUAGGGUUUCAAAAUAGGAUAUUCCACCCCAAUGUCGAUGAGUUGUCUGGUUCUGUUUGCUUGGAUGUCAUUAACCAAUCAUGGAGUCCUAUGUUUGAUCUCUUAAACGUAUUUGAGGUUUUCCUCCCCCAACUUUUGCUAUACCCAAAUCCUUCAGACCCAUUAAAUGGUGAUGCAGCAUCACUGAUGAUCAAGGACAAAGAGCAAUAUGAGAAGAAAGUAAAAGAGUACUGUGAGCUGUAUGCAAAGAAGGGGGAUAUAAGUGGCACACUCACAGAUGACAGUGAAGAUGCAAGUGAUGGUGAUGUUAGCGAUGGAAGAAGUGAAUCAAGUGAAGAAGAUGUUGCUGCAAAUGCAGAUCCAUAAGUUAAAGAAAAAUUGCUGUGGAAUUCAAAGAUGAUAAAAAAAAAAAAAGGCUUGCUUUUAUCUCAGCCCUCUUUAUAUGGGUUUUGUCACAUAGUUGCUUGUAAAAUUAGUGGAAAAGCAGAGCAAGUGAUAUGCCUGCUAUAGAUAUGUGAUGAAUACUUUAUACCUUUCAUUAAGCCCCCUGAAUUACAUAAUGACGAAUAUAAAUGGGAAUAUGGGAUUUUAUCUCAAAAAACUAUUUCGUUCA